UUCGUUCCUUUACGCGUCUAUCACUGUUUCAAUCACGAUGGCACUUGUUAAACUACUCCCAAGUCCCAAGUGUCUGAAGACGUUACCAUUGACUGACCCACCUGGUCCCACCAUGAGAUGAGACCUCUUUCUUCAUCCUCCGAUGAAUAAAAACAAAAUAACAACAACAAAAAAAAAAACAGAUUAACGCCCAAAACACGUGCCCACUCACACUUUUGAUAACAGCUAAUUGAGCACACACCUCAGUACGAAGCAGUGGCCAAUUUACCAUUGACACUGCCCAUUGUUAACUUUACUCCACACUUCUCCUUUCCCACUGAUGAAACCAACCAUGGAACAAAACCCCUUCAAAACCCACCUCUAUAUUUUCUUCCUCUUCUUCUUUUCCUUUAAAGCCACCGCUUAUUCCGUCGGCGUCAACUACGGCACCGUCGCCGACAACCUCCCGCCGCCUUCCCAGGUCGCCACCUUCCUCAAGACCCGUACCACCAUCGACCGCGUCAAGAUCUUCGAUGCCAAUCCCGACAUCCUCCGCGCCUUUGCCGGCACCGGCAUCGCCGUCACCGUCACCGUCGGAAACGGCGACGUCCCCUCCCUCGCCAAGCUCCCCGCCGCCCAGUCAUGGGUCGCCAACAACAUCCUCCCCUUCCACCCCAAAACCAUCAUCAACAGCAUCGCCGUCGGCAACGAAAUCGUCGCCACCUCUGACAAGAGCCUCAUCGCGCAUCUCCUGCCGGCGAUGAAAGCUCUCCACUCGGCUCUGAAGCUCGCCAACGUCACAAACGUUCAGGUUUCGACUCCUCACUCCCUCGGGAUCCUCGCCCCCAACUCGGAGCCACCGAGUUCGGGUCGGUUCCGAAGCGGGUACGACCGGGUCGUGUUCGCCCCGAUACUCGAGUUUCACAGGCAGACGAAAUCCCCCUUCAUGAUCAACCCGUACCCGUUUUUCGGGUUCUCGGCGAAGACGCUGAACUACGCGCUGUUCAAGCCAAACGGCGGCGUUUUCGACAACGUUACGGGGUUGAACUACACGAACAUGUUCGACGCCCAGAUGGACGCUGUUUUCUCGGCGAUGAAGAAGGUGGGAUACGACGAUGUGGACAUCGUCGUAGCGGAGACCGGCUGGCCAUCGGCGGGAGACCCGAACCAGCCGGACGUGAACUUGGAAAACGCGCUGUCGUACAACGGAAACCUCGUAAAGCACGUGAGCUCCGGCAAAGGAACGCCGUUGAUGCCGAAUAGGACGUUUGAAACUUACAUUUUCUCCCUCUUCAACGAGAACCUGAAACCCAGCACUUCGGAGCGGAAUUACGGGUUGUUCAAACCGGAUCUGACACCGGUUUACGAUGUGAGCGUUCUACGCAAUGAUCAGGCGCUGGGUCCCACGGCUGAUGUGGCGCAAGCACCAAAAGCCGUUGAUACGAGGAGAAAGUGGUGCGUGCCGAGAUCGGACGCCAGUGACGAGGCGUUACAGAAGAACAUAGACUACGUGUGCAGCGCGGGAGUGGACUGCAAGCCGAUACAAUCCGGUGGGCCCUGCUUUGAUCCCAACACCGUUCGAUCGCACGCGUCGUACGCGAUGAACGCUUACUAUCAGGCGUUUGGGCCUCAGGACUACAACUGUGAUUUUGGCCACACUGGAGUGAUCACUGAUACCGACCCCAGUUACCAGGCUUGCACGUAUCCUUUGGAAGGUGUAAAGUUGCAAAGGUCGGUGGCCGGAAGUUCUGUGAAACUGUGGAACGUGGCUGAGAUAUUUAUUGGAGUUGCUUGCUAUAUUAUGUCCAUACAUUUUGCUUAAACCUGUUUUAUUAAUGAUAUUUAAUAUGUAAUAUGUAGGUUUUAGCUAGUGUUAUUCAAGGUAUAGCUUAUAUGAAAUAGUUCUCCCUAUUAACUUAUUUUGUA
Messenger RNA from Morus notabilis, 1905 nucleotides. RefSeq names its product glucan endo-1,3-beta-glucosidase. Gene Ontology annotation, molecular function: hydrolase activity, hydrolyzing O-glycosyl compounds. Gene Ontology annotation, cellular component: plasma membrane. Lineage: Eukaryota; Viridiplantae; Streptophyta; Magnoliopsida; Rosales; Moraceae. Gene Ontology annotation, biological process: carbohydrate metabolic process. The transcript is spliced from 3 exons. The record is from RefSeq and is a predicted model, not a curated record. Bases 320 to 1801 code for a protein of 493 amino acids.